Molecule: messenger RNA, 800 nt
Organism: Toxorhynchites rutilus septentrionalis
Lineage: Eukaryota; Metazoa; Arthropoda; Insecta; Diptera; Culicidae
Gene: strat
Product: guanine nucleotide exchange factor MSS4 homolog
Exons: 2
Coding region: 109-492 (127 amino acids)
Biological process (GO): post-Golgi vesicle-mediated transport; small GTPase-mediated signal transduction
Cellular component (GO): membrane; cytosol
Molecular function (GO): guanyl-nucleotide exchange factor activity; zinc ion binding
Source: RefSeq, a predicted model, not a curated record
AACUCUACUGCGUUUGUUUGUCAACAAAUAGGCAGAAAUACACAUCCAAAACGUUCGCGUUUUUUUUUCUACUGCACCUACUGCUGAAAACCCCAACAUUUUAGGGAAAUGACCACACCGGAAGUGCCGAACAUGACCGAGUUGAUCGAAAACGAGAAGAACAAAACCGAUGUGAAGUGUACGCACUGUGAUUCGCUGAUACUGAAGCCUGCGAGUGCACGCUACGUGGAGAGUGAGUACGACUUACCGGAGCCACAUGCGAAGAAACGUUCGACCACGGCGGGGGGACCGGUUGAGUUCGCAUGUGAAACACUGAAAGACUUCUGGGUGGUGAACGAUAUGUUUACCUUCGAAAAUAUCGGAUUCUCCCGAACGGUUGAUAACACUAAGUAUCUGAUAUGCGCGGACUGUGAGAUCGGCCCCGUCGGGUAUCACGAUCUGCAAACGAAACGAUGCUACAUUGCACUGCAACGGGUGAAACACGUUGUGUGAGUUCGGUCCGUAAAGCAGCCAGGAAAUGAGUGCAGCGGGCUGUGGUGUGUGUGUGUGUGUGUAUGAGGGGAGGGUCUAAGUUUCGGUUUAUAACACAAAUGACAACUGCAUAGCGUAAUCAUAUACCUCUUUUUUUCAAUUCCACGCUUCAUUAGACGAGCUUAGAAUCACUUAGAAUCUAGACAACGUAAGGUAUAUAUUCCGAAGAAAACACAUAUUUCAUUUAGAGUUAAAUGAUAAAAUUAAUGUAUGGAAAAUUGUGGACUAUUUUCCAAAAUUAAAUACAUACUAGAACAUAAGAUAGUAUC